Messenger RNA from Aegilops tauschii subsp. strangulata, 468 nucleotides. RefSeq lists its product as uncharacterized. Lineage: Eukaryota; Viridiplantae; Streptophyta; Magnoliopsida; Poales; Poaceae. Gene Ontology annotation, biological process: root development; shoot system development. The record is from RefSeq and is a predicted model, not a curated record.
AUGGAAUGCUCCAUUGAGCUGUUAGAUCUCUGUAGCACCAUGCAAGAGACCUUCGCCGAGAUGAUGGUCAUCAUCCAAGAGCUCCAACUUGCUCUAAGAAAAGGAGAUGAUGCAGCUGCUCAAGCCAAGAUCCAGUCUUUUAUUCGCUUGGGGAAAAAGGCCAGGAAAUAUUUCAAGAAGUCUGCCACGAAGCCUGCAUUUGACAAGAUGGUCAUGCUCUUGACCAAGGCAAGAGAGAUCUGCAUCUCUCUGUUGGAGUCCACACUCCAUCUCUUGUUGAAGCAAAUUGAAAUGCCAAAGCAGUCUCUUGUCUGCAAGGCAUUUUACAAGAAGAAGGCAAUUGUCUGCAAGGAGGAACAAUUGCAGGAGUUAGAGUGCAGUAUCGAAGAUCUUCAGAAUGGAGCAGGAGAUCUGUUCAGGAAAUUAGUCCAGAACAAAGUUUCUCUUUUAAACAUUCUUAGCUCAUAG